Venustampulla echinocandica is the source of this 1548-nucleotide messenger RNA. RefSeq names its product Acetyl-CoA synthetase-like protein. Lineage: Eukaryota; Fungi; Ascomycota; Leotiomycetes; Helotiales; Pleuroascaceae. The record is from RefSeq and is a predicted model, not a curated record. Gene Ontology annotation, biological process: fatty acid metabolic process. The transcript is spliced from 2 exons. Gene Ontology annotation, molecular function: medium-chain fatty acid-CoA ligase activity. The coding region runs from base 1 to 1548 and encodes 515 amino acids.
AUGUCUGCCACCACGCUCUCCAAUUCGUUCACCGGCUCCAAUGACACAGCGCUGAUCAUCCCCAACAAGACCCAAGGUCUCACAAUAUCAUACCAACAGCUCUCCUCCGAAAUCCUCUCUUUCCAAAAGAAGCUCGCAAAACUUGGGGUAUCUCCUGGAUCAGCAAUCUCAAUCGCCCUCCCAAACAGUUACGAAUUCAUCGUUUCAUUCCUAGCCAGCGCCUGGCAAAGAGCUAUUGCAGCUCCGUUGAACUCGGCAUAUAAGCAGGAGGAAUUCGAAUUCUACAUCGAUGACUUGAGCUCGGCUCUUGCCCUGGUGCCGAAGGGCUCAUACCAACAAGAUGGAGCUGCGGUGCGAGCUGCAAGGAAAUACAAUGCUGCCAUUGCGGAAUGCUAUUGGAACGGGCAAGAGGUGGUACUGGAUAUCAAGGAACAGGGGAAGUUGAAAGGGAAGGGGAACCAGAAAGUUGCCACGGCAGAGCCCGAUGAUGUUGCAUUGGUACUCCACACCAGUGGCACAACGGGACGGCCUAAAGCAGUGCCAUUGACACAUCGAAAUCUCACGCGGACGAUGAAGAAUAUCAAAAAUACAUAUGAGCUUACGCCAAAAGACCGAACCAUGCUCGUCAUGCCGCUUUUCCACGUCCACGGCCUACUCGCAGGAUUCCUAGCACCCCUCUAUUCCGGUGGCUCUGUAAUUGUACCACCCAGGUUCUCCGCCUCGGAAUUCUGGGACGACUUCAUAACACACAAGGCAAACUGGUACACAGCUGUUCCGACCAUCCAUCAAAUUCUCCUCAAGUCCCCACCUCCUCAGACCAAGCCCAAUAUCCGAUUCAUCAGAUCAUGCUCCUCCCCACUAUCCCCAACAAUCUUCCACCAGCUGGAGAAAACCUUCGACGCACCCGUCCUCGAAGCCUACGCCAUGACCGAAGCCUCCCACCAAAUGACCUCAAGCCCCCUCCCACCAGGAAAGCGCCAACCCGGCAGCGUCGGCAUCGGCCAAGGCGUCGAAGUCAGGAUCCUCGAUCAGGAGGGUAAGCAAGUACCUCAGGGUUCCGAAGCGGAGAUCUGUAUCCGCGGAGAGAACGUCACAAAAGGCUACCUUAACAACCCCGAAGCCAACAAGUCUUCAUUCACAAAAGACGGGUUCUUCAGAACCGGCGACCAGGGGAAGCAAGACGAGGAUGGAUAUGUUUUCAUCACUGGCAGGAUUAAGGAGCUGAUUAACAAGGGCGGGGAGAAGAUCAGUCCUAUUGAGCUUGACAACGUGCUUGCGAGACAUCCAAAGGUUAGCGAGGCAGUGAGCUUUGCGAUCCCGGAUGAGAUGUAUGGACAGGAUGUGGGCGUUGCGAUUGUAGUGAAGAGCGGAGAGAGGCUGGAAGCGAAGGAGUUAAGCGGAUGGAUUGCGGAGAGACUUGCUAAGUUUAAGGUCCCGAAAAAGAUAUACUUCACAGACAACAUGCCAAAAACCGCCACGGGAAAGAUUCAACGCCGGAUCGUAGCAGAGACAAUGAUGAAACAAGACAAGCCAAAGGCUAAGCUCUAA